Messenger RNA from Trametes versicolor FP-101664 SS1, 339 nucleotides. RefSeq lists its product as uncharacterized. NCBI's taxonomy places the organism in Eukaryota, Fungi, Basidiomycota, Agaricomycetes, Polyporales, Polyporaceae. The annotation marks the transcript as partial. The transcript has a single exon. The record is from RefSeq and is a predicted model, not a curated record.
GUCUGGUUGAAUACGCUGUGGUUUUCCAGCCUUAUUCUCAGCCUGACGUCCGCCUCUGUGGGAAUCAUGGUCAAGCAAUGGCUAAACGAGUACAGCAGCGGAAUAUCCGGAACCUCCCGUCCUGUUGCUCGCGUGCGCCAGUACCGUCUGAGCAAUCUCAGGACGUGGCACGUCGAGGACGUCGUUGGCAUCAUUCCCACUCUGCUUCAGCUCGCCCUAGCACUUUUCCUCGCCGGAAUCCUCAUCCUUCUCUGGAACCUUCACAGCACUGUUGCCGCCAUCGCCUCGACCCUCGUCGGCCUGCUUGGUGUGUUCACUGUCACCGCCACCCUGCUUCCG